Molecule: messenger RNA, 3018 nt
Organism: Schistosoma turkestanicum
Lineage: Eukaryota; Metazoa; Platyhelminthes; Trematoda; Strigeidida; Schistosomatidae
Source: the annotation of a GenBank genome assembly
AUGGUUGGCGCUGGUGGAGGCAGUACUGGCCUAUCAAAUCCAUCUAAUUUAUACAGUUAUACAGGUAGUGUAUUUUCGCAUUGUUCAACCAAUAAUACACCAUUAUUGUGCAGUUCAUCACAAGAUACAUGUGUAACACAACAAAAUCGUAGUCAAACUGAUACACAUGAAUAUGCCAAGUUAUUCCCUUCUGGUACAAGUUUACAAACUAAUCGUAAUUCACCUAAUCUAUCAAAUUUAUCUUAUAGUAUUUCAGAGAGUAAACUUAAUGAGAAUUUGUUAGAUACCAAUACGAAUACUACUUAUAAUUGGCAGAAAACAUUUGACAUAGAUGAACAGCAACAACAACAAUCACUACCACUGACCACAUCAUCAUCGACGAAGUUGACACCAUCCAUCCCACCGACAACAACAACUACUACUACGACGACUACAGGUUAUUCUGAUUUCAUUCCCAAUGAUAACAAUAUCCAACUACAUCGUAUCCCAACUAAUCUACAAAAUACACAUGAAAAUCAACGAGUGGUAUUAAAUAUUUCAGGAUUACGUUUUGAAACACAAUUUAGUACAUUGAAAAAAUUUCCCAACACACUGUUAGGUGAUCCAAAAAAAUUAGAUCGUUAUUAUGAUUCCCUAAGAAAUGAAUAUUUUUUCGAUCGAAACCGACCAAGUUUCGAUGCAAUUUUAUAUUAUUAUCAAAGUGGUGGCCGUUUACGUCGUCCAGUCAAUGUACCAAUUGAUGUAUUCACUGAAGAAAUUAAUUUUUAUGAAAUUGAUGAAGAUGCCAUAGAAAAAUAUCGUGAUGAUGAAGGUUUUAUACGUGAAGAUGUGAAAAUUUUACCAGAAAAUAAAUUUCAACGUAAAAUUUGGUUAUUGUUUGAAUAUCCAGAAAGUUCAUUUGCUGCACGUUGUAUAGCUAUAUGUUCAAUUUUUGUAAUUAUUUUAUCAAUUAUUAUAUUUUGUAUUGAAACAUUACCGUCUUUCAAACAUUAUAAAUUUGUGAAUUUAUCUACUUAUGGACAACCAGUAGUAUUAUCAUCAACAUCAUCAUCAGCAUCAUCAUCGUCAGUAUCAGAGUCAACAUCAUCAAAUUUCAAUUUGACUACUAUUAAUCUCAUGAAAAACACUUCAACCAAUCAUAUUCAAUCAUCAUCAUCCUCAUCCUCAUCAUCAGCAUCAACAUCCACAUUAAAUGAUCUUAAUUUAUCAACUAAAAAUACAGAAAAUUUAUAUUUAUCUAUUACUGAUUGUCAACAACAUUAUGAUCCAAUGAAAUGUUUAUUAAUUACAGAAGAUGAUAUACCAGCCGUGGUGGAUCCAUUUUUCUUAAUUGAAACUCUAUGCAUUAUAUGGUUUACAUUUGAAUUACUUGUACGAUUCGCUUCAUCACCGGAGAAAAUUGCAUUUUUUCGUAAUAUCAUGAAUUUCAUUGAUAUUGUAGCUAUUAUACCAUAUUUUAUUACUGUAGGUACAAUGGUUGCCGAUGAAAGUAAAAGUCAAAAUCAAGCUAUGUCAUUAGCUAUACUACGAGUAAUACGUCUUGUACGUGUAUUUCGUAUAUUUAAAUUAUCUAGACAUUCGAAAGGUUUACAAAUUCUUGGUCAAACAUUAAAAGCUAGUACACGUGAAUUAGGUUUAUUAGUAUUUUUCUUAUUAAUCUGUGUGAUACUCUUUUCGUCGGCUGUUUAUUUUGCUGAAGUCGAUUCAGAUAGAACAUAUUUUCGUAGUAUACCAGAUGCAUUUUGGUGGGCUGUUGUAACAAUGACCACUGUCGGCUAUGGUGAUAUGCGACCGGUAACAAUGUGGGGUAAACUUGUCGGUUCAUUAUGUGCAAUUGCUGGUGUUUUAACUAUUGCACUACCUGUACCUGUGAUUGUUUCAAAUUUCAAUUAUUUUUAUCAUAGAGAAACUGAAACUGAAGAUAAACAAACUUUCAUACAUGUUCAAUCGUGUACUAGUUAUGCUAAUUUGAGUUUAGGCAGUUUAAAUUCAGACAGUAAAUGUGAUACGGAAUUAAUGCGUAAUCAACACCAACAACAACAAAACACUGAUCAAUUCAUGAACAUGAAACAUCAAAAUCGAGCUAAAUCAGUGGCAACUUGGCCAAAUAUCUAUCAAGAAGAUAAUUGUUUAGUUCAGCAAAAUAAAAAUACACUACCGUUUAAAGAAACUAACGAGUACGAUGAUCUUUUAUUGCCAAAAUCCCUGAUUCAACCUCGACACUCGGUUAAUGUAUUGAAUCAUGAAACUAAUCGUGAAUUUAUUGAUUCAGGAGUUUGUAAAGAUGCUGAAGAGCUGAGAAAAUCAACCACAGCAAAUGAUCUCAAUCUAUUGGAUUCCACUUUAACGAAUUCACAUUCUCAAGAAGAAAGUUCUAAACUAAAUCCUAGUAGCAAUAAUCUUAGUCCAACGACAUAUGUCAGUAAAAUUACUCGCAGUUUAUCUCUACCUUUGUGUAUUAAAACAAAAAAAGAAAAUAUGCCAGAAUAUAAUCAACCGCUUAAAGUUGUUGAACAUUUCAAAAGAGGAUUUUUAAGUUGUUUAGAAGAGACAACAAAUGAAUCUUGUGAAAGUCAAGUUGUAGACUCCAAGAACAAUCAAUAUUUACCGGUAGAAUACUAUUUAGGAGAACAUGCUGAUCAAUACCAAGAUGAUCUACAGCAUACACAUGACAAUGAUGAAAAGAAUGCGUCAAAACACAAAACUGAACUCGGGAAAUUAUACUGUGAACAAAAUCAAUCAGAAUUAAAAAUGUUAAAUGACUCAUUAACAUCAACUUCACUCGUACAAUCAUCAGAUGGUAAAUUAAUCAAUACUUCACCAAUUCAACCGGUUCUCAGUCAACAAUACAUUCAAAAACAUGUUAGUAGCGGUAAUAGCACGAAUGCUGAAAUGAAAAAUUCUAAAGAUUUUUCUUCGAAACAACAACACUUAUAUGGUAAAACAAUUGAAACAGACGUCUGAUAUACCCCCUUAUUACAAACAGAGGAUUAAUUUCAAUUUAAUUCACUUUUAAAA